AUGGCCCCCAAGAAGAACGCAGCCCAGCCGGCCCCCUCAGCCGCUGCGACCUCCCAAUCCAGCACCACGGCGGCGGGCUCUGUCCCAGCGCCUGUGGGAGCAGCGCCAGUCUCGACGCCCGUUUCCGCGCCAGCAGCCAAGAGCGCCCCGGCCAACUGGGACAAGGUGCUGCAGAACAUCUACAGCUAUUACAUGAACGAGACGCCGCAGCGGACCAAGCUCAUCGACGUCUUCCUCGUCUUCAUCGCCGUUGUGGGCGCAUUGCAAUUCCUCUACUGCAUCCUGGCUGGCAACUACCCGUUCAAUGCUUUCCUUUCGGGUUUCGGAGCAACCGUUGGCCAAUUUGUUUUGACGAUUUCGCUGCGUAUACAGACAGCUGCCGUGAACAAGAGCGACUUCCCAGAGGUAUCACCUGAACGAGCAUUUGCCGACUACGUUGUUUGCAGUCUGAUUCUACAUUUCUUCUGCGUCAACUUCAUCAACUAA
Trichoderma harzianum CBS 226.95 is the source of this 486-nucleotide messenger RNA. RefSeq lists its product as hypothetical. Gene Ontology annotation, cellular component: membrane; oligosaccharyltransferase complex. The record is from RefSeq and is a predicted model, not a curated record. The transcript has 4 exons. Bases 1 to 486 code for a protein of 161 amino acids. Gene Ontology annotation, biological process: protein N-linked glycosylation. NCBI's taxonomy places the organism in Eukaryota, Fungi, Ascomycota, Sordariomycetes, Hypocreales, Hypocreaceae.